Molecule: messenger RNA, 1107 nt
Organism: Ramularia collo-cygni
Lineage: Eukaryota; Fungi; Ascomycota; Dothideomycetes; Mycosphaerellales; Mycosphaerellaceae
Exons: 1
Coding region: 1-1107 (368 amino acids)
Source: RefSeq, a predicted model, not a curated record
AUGGCGUCCCUUGAGACUCUGCCGGCCCCAUUGCCUCUGCAAAUAACGAAACAUCUUGCAGACCUAAUAUCGCUCCACGCUCUCUGCCUCAGCUGCCCUCUCUUUGCUACAGUCUUUGCCAACCACGCCGCCGAGAUUUUCGAGCAUCUUAUGAACAAAUGCCUUGCCGAAGAAGUUAUUGUCGAGCUUCGUGCAUACAUACUUCUUCGCACACAGGAUCGGGCGAUACAGGACCUCGAAGGUCUGUACUCUGCCGCGCAGAAGCCGUUGGUUCGAACUACCCCUGCUCCAGCUAUUCGACACACACUGCAUGUCUUCGCUAUGCUAUCCACUACGUGUAACUCAAUCUUCGAUACAAAGCUACGAAGACUGUACGCUCUACCGCACCAACACUUUGCAGACAAAAGCAGUAACAGAUUUCCCGGUAAUUAUGAGGACAACAUUCAUCUACAGCCCGGACGCCUUUUCAAGCCCCCACUACUCCCAUCAUCGCCAGACUGGGACGAACAACAGCGUCUUCUCCGUGCAACCUGGCGAUUAAAGGUAUGGACCGCCCUUGGACAUUCUGAUGGCUCUCUAGCAGACACUGUACCUACGAUAGACAGCAUUCCUUCGGCCGAGUUUGCGGGCGUGGCCAGGGUUGGAGGCGGAGUCAACGAAGGUUCUAUGGAUGAACUUCUAGAGCUCGCUUCCAGCCUGGAAGAAAUCGGGACAUGCGAUCGAAUAGCAUGGGAACCACUUGCCACAAAGCCAAUUUUGCAACCCGAGGCGCGACAGAUGGCGCGCGAAGUUCGCGGCUCGUAUGGCUAUGCAUUCUUCAAUCGUGCCUGUCAGGGGCUGCAGUAUUCUCCUCUCAUGGGUGCCGAUUGGGCGGUCAUGCGGCGCCUUGGUUUUGGGAUCUGGUCUACUCGCCGUCUACGAAUAAUGGGGUACAAGUCCAAAGACCGUCAACAACUAGGACAGCGGGAACCCAUAAUUCAGGAGGGAGAAGAACUGGGGAAACGAGACGCUAUGUUCACUUGGAACUGUCUCUAUCGUACGGCUGUUGGGGAGAGUCUUCGGAGAUCUGGUGCAGAUAUGUCGAGAUAUAGGGAUGACGCAGAAUAA